AUGGAGACCGAAAGUGAGGGUAGCACAUCGGGAGAUGACAGUGUGUUUUGGCUGGAUUCGGAAGUUAUAACCCAGGAGACUGGCAGUGAAGAGGGAGAAGGGGAAGAGCAUUUCAGGAAGAUGAAGUCCUCAGUACAUUCUGAAGAGGAUGAUUUUGUUCCAGAACUACACAGAAACGUUCACCCUCGAGAGCGGCCUGACUGGGAGGAAACACUUAGUGCAAUGGCCAGAGGAGCAGAUGUUCCAGAAAUUCCUGGAGACCUUAGUCUUAAGACAUGUGGCAGUACAGCCAGUAUGAAGGUUAAACAUGUGAAAAAGUUACCCUUCACUAAAGGUCACUUUCCGAAGAUGGCUGAAUGUGCACAUUUCCAUUAUGAGAAUGUUGAGUUUGGCAGCAUACAGCUUUCACUUUCAGAAGAACAGAAUGAAGUAACAAAAAACGGCUGCGAGCCUACAGAGCUGGUCUACCUCGUGCACGUUGCUUGUCAGGGCAAAAGUUGGAUUGUUAAAAGAAGUUAUGAAGAUUUUCGGGUACUUGAUAAACAUCUUCAUCUUUGUAUUUAUGACCGACGAUUCUCCCAGCUCUCAGAGCUUCCCCGUUCUGAUGCUCUGAAGGACAGUCCAGAGUCGGUCACUCAGAUGCUUAUGGCUUACCUGUCCCGCCUUUCAGCUAUUGCUGGGAACAAGAUCAACUGUGGACCUGCCCUUACUUGGAUGGAGAUUGAUAAUAAGGGAAAUCACCUUCUAGUUCAUGAAGAAUCCUCUAUUAACACUCCUGCUGUUGGUGCUGCCCAUGUUAUCAAGAGGUACACUGCUCGGGCCCCAGAUGAAUUGACCUUAGAGGUGGGAGACAUUGUUUCUGUUAUUGACAUGCCCCCCAAAGUGUUAAGUACAUGGUGGAGAGGCAAGCAUGGAUUUCAGGUGGGACUCUUCCCUGGACACUGUGUUGAGUUAAUUAAUCAGAAAGUUCCCCAGUCAGUGACCAACUCAGUGCCAAAACCAGUAUCUAAAAAGCACGGCAAGCUCAUUACUUUUUUACGCACAUUCAUGAAGUCUCGUCCAACAAAACAGAAAUUGAAGCAGCGUGGAAUCUUGAAAGAAAGAGUGUUUGGCUGUGACCUGGGGGAGCACCUUCUGAAUUCUGGUUUUGAAGUGCCCCAGGUUCUUCAAAGCUGCACAGCGUUCAUUGAGAGAUAUGGCAUCGUGGAUGGAAUAUAUCGUCUCUCUGGCGUUGCCUCCAAUAUCCAGAGACUACGCCAUGAAUUUGACUCUGAACAUGUUCCCGACCUGACAAAAGAACCCUACGUCCAAGACAUCCAUUCCGUGGGCUCCCUAUGUAAGCUGUACUUCCGAGAGCUCCCCAACCCUCUGCUCACCUACCAGCUGUAUGAAAAAUUUUCUGACGCUGUUUCAGCAGCAACAGAUGAAGAAAGGCUGAUAAAAAUUCAUGAUGUUAUCCAGCAACUCCCUCCACCACACUACAGAACACUGGAGUUCCUAAUGAGACACUUGUCUCUUUUAGCUGACUAUUGCUCCAUCACAAAUAUGCAUGCAAAAAACCUAGCAAUCGUUUGGGCUCCAAACCUGCUAAGAUCAAAGCAGAUAGAAUCUGCCUGCUUCAGCGGGACCGCAGCUUUCAUGGAAGUGAGGAUUCAGUCUGUGGUUGUAGAGUUCAUCCUCAACCACGUCGACGUGCUCUUCAGCGGGAAGAUCAACGCAGUCGUUCAGGAAGGGGCAGCUUCUCUAUCAAGACCCAAGUCCCUGCUGGUCUCUUCUCCAUCUACCAAGCUGCUGACCCUGGAGGAAGCCCAGGCGCGAACACAGGCUCAGGUCAAUUCUCCAAUUGUGACCGAAAAUAAAUACAUUGAAGUAGGAGAAGGACCUGCUGCACUCCAGGGGAAAUUUCAUACCAUCAUCGAGUUCCCACUCGAAAGGAGGAGGCCUCAAAAUAAAAUGAAAAAGUCUCCUGUGGGCAGCUGGCGUUCCUUUUUCAACUUGGGGAAAUCCUCGUCUGUUUCUAAACGGAAGUUGCAGCGUAAUGAGAGUGAGCCCUCCGAGAUGAAAGCCAUGGCUCUGAAAGGUGGCAGGGCAGAAGGGACCCUCCGCUCAGCUAAAAGUGAAGAGUCUCUUACUUCUCUCCAUGCAGUCGAUGGUGACUCCAAGCUGUUCCGACCCAGAAGACCCAGAUCUAGCAGUGAUGCCCUGAGCGCCUCUUUUAACGGCGAGAUGCUGGGGAACCGCUGCAACUCCUACGACAACUUGCCCCACAACGGAAGCGAGGAGGAAGUUGGGCUGCUGCACAUUCCGGCUCUUGUGUCUCCGCACUCAGCUGAGGAUGUUGACUUGAGCCCACCAGACAUCGGAGUGGCCAGCCUGGAUUUUGAUCCAAUGUCAUUUCAGUGCAGUCCUCCUAAGGCCGAAUCAGAAUGUCUGGAGAGCGGGGCUUCCUUCUUAGACUCCUUGGGCUACUCCAAGGAUAAACAGAGUACCAGUAAGAAGGAUACGGAAACAGGCGGUAGCCAGUCACAGACUCCAGGAAGCACUGCAAGUUCUGAACCUGUGUCUCCUCUUCAGGAGAAGCUGAGUCCAUUCUUCACCCUGGACUUGAGCCCAACUGAAGAGAAAGCAUCGAAGCCAUCCUCGUUCACCGAAAAGGUCGUCUAUGCUUUUUCUCCGAAGAUUGGACGGAAGAUAAGCAAAUCACCCUCUCUGAACAUAUCCGAGCCCAUUUCAGUGACCCUUCCCGCCCGGGUGUCAGAAGUCAUCGGCCCCGUCGCAAACACGGCAGCUCAAAAUGCACCUUCUGUAGCCUGGAACAAAAGUGGUGAAGAAAGUGAUGUCAUAAAUAGAUCCCCAACCCAGGUAGUAAAGAAAAAAGCAAACGAGAGAGAGGCCCAGGAAGGGUGUGAGUGUGAAGCCCAACCCCCGGACCAGGGGGCUGCCGCAGACGUAGACUCACCAGGGAAGGAGGAGCCUGCCUCAAGCAGUCAGAGUAAGGCUGUACCUUCUGGACAGACUCAGACAGGAGCAGACACACAUGACCCCCCUCAGGAUUCCGUUCCUGUAAGCUCAGUCUCUCUUAUCCCACCGCCACCGCCUCUGAAAAAUGUGGCACGCCUGCUGGCACUGGCAUUAGCAGAGUCUGCACAGCAGGCCUCCACCCAGUCACUGAAGAGGCCAGGCACGGGCCCGGCUGCCUGUGCACACUGCGGGGAUGUAGCGGUGACCGCAGCCGAGGACAGACCGCCCGCUCCCUACUCUAGCGUUACUCUCGAGAAAGCCUAUUUCCAAACCGACAGGCCAGCAGAGCAGCCCCACCUCCAGAACAAGGGCCCUGGGCAUGGUGACCAGCCAGUGCCAGACACAGCAGCUGCCAGGGACUAUACCCAUUCCAGCGCCACGGACUCCAUGGGGCAGUCCCCCCCAGCAGACCUACCAGGCGAUCAGCCACAUCGGAUCUAUCUAUCUGGGGACGCAGAGAAGGCCAGAGUCACUUCCGUUCCCUUGACAGACUCAAAGUCUGAUGACCUCAUCACUUUCCCUGAAGACCAGUCUGUGAAGACCAGUGGGCCAACCGUCUCCUUUGUGGAACACGAUCAGCUCCAUUUCUACAGUGGGGAUGAGCCUCCUUCUUACCUUGGUGCAAGCGUGGAUAAGCCCUAUCACCCUUCAGAACUUGCAGACAGAAGUCCCGCCCCUUCUUAUUUGCCUCGGGACAAAAUCUGCCCUCCUUCCGGGCCCCCUGAAGAGAACACCAGCGCAGCCCCCCUGGCGUACGUGGCACAUGCUCCAGCAGCGGCCAUAGCGAGCGCCGGCGAAGCCAGCUGGGAGGUGGCGGAGCAGCCCAGCGCCGUGGAGUAUGUAACCGCCACCCUUCAGCGUGCCCAACGAGCCAGCCGUCCCCUACCCCUACCUCCUUCCCAGAGACCCGCAGAGCAACCCCCGGUCCUGGGGCAGGUGCAGACCACAGCCAGUAUAGGACUAACCAAUCCCCACAAGGUUCAAGGAGCAGUUCCGGCUCCAGAGAGGCCACCUGAACUCAGGGGCCUGGGUGACCCUGCACCUGUCCUGGUUGGGGAUGGUGGGGCCGCUGCGCAGUGUCCAGCCUCCGCUCCAGCUCCCCAGCCCGUCCUUCCUGAAAAGGUGCGGGAAGGCACCAGGGCGCCCGCGCUGCACCUGCGCGCCGAGUCUGUGCCCGCGCACGCCUCCUGUGGCUUCCCCACCCCGGCACCCCCCGCCAGGACCGUGGAGAGCAGGCUGGCUGCGGCCCUCCACUCGGGCAGCACGGACGGGGCGGGCAGCGCCGGGUACCACUCCUUCGUUGCCGCUGCCUCCGCGGAAGAGGCCUUGCCUUUGCCCCUCCCCAUCCCACAAGCCAAGCACACCUCUCUGAAGACUGCUUACCCCACGUUCGCCAGGCCCGACCUCACCACGGAGCCCUUCGGUCCGGAAAACUGUCUGCAUUUCAGUAUGACCCCAAACUGCCAGUUCCGCCCCCAGAGCGUGCCACCCCAUCACGGGAAAGCAGAACCGCACCCGGUGUACGCGUCCAGGUCGGAGCCACCAGCCUCCACGGGUCCCCGGUACAACACGUACGUGGCCCCUGGGAGAAGCGUGUCUGGACACCACCCGAAGCCGUGCAGCCGGGCCGAGUAUGUGUCCUCGCUGAACUCGUCCGCCAGGGGCGGCUGCUACCCCGAAGACAUGCCGCCGUACCCCACCAUCCGCCGGGUGCAGUCUCUGCACGCGCCUCCGUCCUCCAUGAUCCGCUCUGUCCCCAUCUCCAGGACAGAGGUGCCCCCAGAUGAGGAGCCCGCCUACUGCCCACGACCCCUGUACCAGUAUAAGCCAUAUCAGUCGUCCCAGGCCCGCUCGGACUACCACGUCACUCAGCUGCAGCCUUACUUCGAGAAUGGCCGGGUGCAUUACCGGUACAGCCCCUACGCCAGCUCGGCCGGUUCCUACUACAGCCCCGACGGCGCCCUGUGCGAUGUGGAUGCCUACGGCACGGUGCAGCUGCGGCCCCUGCACCGCCUGCCCGGCCGCGACCUGGCCUUCCUCGCCCCGCGGCUGCAGGGCAAGAGUGUGUACGCGUUAGCUGGGGGCGCGGCUGUGCGCCCCCGGCCCAGCGUGGCCAGCUACUUCCCGGCCAAUGACCACAGCGUGGUCCAUAUGCCCCCGGUGGCCGAUGCGAAGCACGCGUACGCCUCGUGGGACCUGGAGGACCUGGAGAAGUACCGCCUGCAGUCCAUCCGCAGGGAGAGCCGCGCGCGGCAGAAGGCCAAGGGGCCCGUGGUGUCCCAGUACGACAACAUGAGCCCGGCCGGCGCGCCGGACGACCUGGGCGGCAUCUACGUCAUCCACCUGCGCAGCAAGUCGGAUCCUGGGAAAACUGGACUCCUCACGGUGGCCGAGAGCAAGGAGGGGCGGCACCCGGCCAAGGCCCUGAGCCCGGAGGGGGAGGACCGCUUCUACCGGAAGCACGUGGAGCCGGAGCUGGAGCGAGCGCCCCACCACCAGGGCGGGUACGGCAACGGGCAGCCGGAGAAGCCGUGCCUUCCCCAGAAGCAGAGCAGCGUCAGGAACCGAAAGCUGCACGACGCGGGCUGCAGCUUCCCCGAGCACAGGCCGCAUCAGGAAGCAAGCCAUAGGCAGCUGUGCGACCCGAAGAAUGGACCCCCUUUCCCCCAGGGAGCCGGCCCGCUAGACUACGGGCCCAAAGGGCUUCCAGACCCUGUCGAGCCGGUCAGCUACCUUAACUCUGGAGGGAAAUACGUGCCAUCAGGGCCGGAGUCUUUAAGACCGAGCCACAAAGAGGUGCGGCUCCCCAAGGAGCUGGAGCGGCCCCGGGCCCGGCAGCCCCCGGCCGCAGAGAAGCACCCCAGAGACUGCUACAAGGAGGAGGAGCACGUGUCGCAGUCCGUGCUCCCGCCGCCUAAGCCAGAGAGGAGCCACAGCCUCAAACUGCACCACCCUCAGAGCACGGACAGGGACCCCGGCGUGGCGCACCACUACCACACCCACGGCAAGCGCCCGGGCCGGGGGACUGCCGGGCCCCAGUACGAUAACCUGGAGGGCUACCACUCCCCGCCCCAGCACCAGCGAGGGGCCUUCGGAGCAGCAGCAAUGGGCCCAUACAUGCCCGCCGGCUUCCCCCACCCCCAGAGCAGGACAUACGCCACAGCUCUGGGGCAGGGCGCCUUCCUGCCCACAGAGCUGGCCUUGCAGCCUCCUGAAACGCAGGUCCAUGCAGAAUGAGCCCCGGGAGCAAUAGAGUUGACGCAGCCUCUGCUGGACAGUGGACUGUUCUAUUUUUUUUUUCAGUAACCAAAAAAAAAAAAAAAAGCUACAAACCGCCUCCCCACCACAUUAAAAAAAUAAGAAGAAAAACAAAUCACCAUCUUUUUCCCGCCUUCCCAGCUUCAUCACCACCUCUUCCACCUACAGACUGUGUCAUUUUUGUCAUUUAAAGAUCUGAACGAUUGUGAAGCACUGUGUUGAAAACCUAGUAAAGAAAUUUGUUACAGACCGUACUUGCCACAUAGGGCUGGUUUGUAAGAGCCUGAGGACUGCCUUUAAUGGAAUUUGAGUUUGACCUUGUCCUUUCUAGCAUUUGCUGCAUCCUUCAGAGCAGCUGGCGCCCACUUCCUGAAGGUUUUGUGUGCCCUGUCCUGUCCUGUUCCCACUGCUUUCCCAGUAGCCACGGCCUUGCCCAGAGGGUCACCUAUUUUCCUUGUCAAGUCAUACCCCCUGUCUUAGAAGGGGCUGUGUGUUAAAUUAGAGUGGAGAGAAACUUCUCCCUGAGCCUUCACAUAAGACUAUUAUUGGACAUUUAACAAAUUAUAGCCAAAAAAGAAAAAAGGAAUUAGGACUUUAUGCAUUUAAUAGUCAUUACAAAAUAUCAGACCCAUUUGAUUCAGGCUGAACCAUGCUCUUCUCCUGGUUGCUCCACACACUUCAAUGAACAGGCUCAUCCCACUAAAGAAACUUCUUAGGUGGAAGUCGGUGACCUUCGUUAGCACCAGAAAAUGACAUCAGUGUUUCUAAGCUGCUGCCUGUCUUCAGUUUUUUUUUCCUCAAUAGUAUUUGAUAAAUUGUGAUCCUAAUGAAGUAUUUCACACCAUUUGUUUUCCUAAAGCAGUUUAUUUUUUCCCCCCUCAUUUAAAAAACAAUGAAAAACCAGCAUGGUUUGCCUGGAUAAACACACAUACUGUCACAUGAUUGUAAAUUCACAUGUUAAUUUGUUUCUAAACCAGGUGUCCUGGGAAUUCUUACAGUAGGUACAGGUUAUUAUUAUCUGUUAGUAAACUGAGCAUUCCUGCAAUAACACUUAGCACAGCCCAUUAGACCUGCUGGAAUUCUGGGCAGUGACCCUUUAGGUCCCGAGGAAUUACCGUGUUGUGUCUUCCCUCUGUCCCUGGGCGAUUGCAGUCUUAACUGUAUUUGCCAUCCACACCAGCAUUUCAGGUUUAGUCCUCGCAACGCUGCAGACAUGUCAAACAUGUUCCAUACCCAGGACUUUCUUUUGAAAGUUUGCAUUCCAUUUUCUCAACCCACCCCACCACGAACGCCAGACCAGAAGGCAGUCCUGUAUUUAUAAAACGAGUUGAGAUAAUCAUGUCAUUCCAUAGCUCUUAAUAAUACUUGAUUUUUAUACAUUCACAUGUUUUAAAUGCUCAAGUUUGUAGAAGACACUAGGAGAAUUCCAUUCCAUUUACUGGAUGGUUGCUGCUCUGGCUUUUUAAAACUUGGAACUAACGUUUAUUUAGAGCAAAGAAAAAUCUUUUAAGAGGCUAAAUUGAUGCUGCUAUUAUUGCUGUGAAAUUGUAUAAAGAUUAGGAUUCAUGCCAGUUUUUUUAAAUCUAAAAAACCAUGUGAUUGCAUUUUAAGGGUUUAUAUUUAGAAAAAGAAAAUAAAGUUUUAAGAGCAACACAUCUACUUAUUAAUAUAUGUGGAAAUACUCUGUUAGGUGUUCUUUUGUUCCCCCAGAAUUGAUCAGAGAGAUUCAAUAAAGAUCAUGGAGGAAAUCCUGAAAUUAUAGAAAAGGUCUGUGAAAUUCAGGCCUCAGUACAGACCCUCCUGGUCUGUAGUCCCAGUGCUAGGGAACCUGAUAGGAUACUUCCGUUUAGCACACACAUCAGGAGCUCCGUGCAGGAAUUUGCUCUUUGGUGAACAUGCAGCACUAAUUUUUUUUCCAACCGUUACCAUCUUUUUGUCAGUAGGCGACCGAUGGCCGCUUUUAGGGAAGACAAGCCAUCUGAGCUCUCACAGGCAGCCCGGAGAUUAGAGAAAGGAGCUGGUGUGGCCCCGAGACACAGAUGGCUUUAGGAGCUGAGAGCCUAGAAAGAUGUGGCUGAAGUCUGUCCAGUGUUCAUAUCUGUGGAUUGGUCACACACACUGUUUAUUCCUGAAACUAAAGUCUGUUUUAUAAACACUAAGGUUAAUUCUUUAAAGCAGUUACUUUAUUAAUGUCCUAUGGGUUUGGAAAUAUCAGGCACAUAUUUUGAAUACAGAAAAAUGGCUCAAAUUCCUGGUAAAAGUGUGAAACACAAUUUAGCAUUAUUUCACCGAGUCUAGAUCCAGCCUUAACUUUGGGUGCAGUUACUGAAGGACUUUGCCUGCAUCCUUCCCUUCCUAGUUAUCGCAGGUAGAUGGCAGGUCACUGUGAGCCAGCUUACCUCAGCACAGUUCACCUUGUUGGUGUAUGACGUCGCAGAUUGAGUAACCAAGUGUCAGCACUUUCACACGUUGACAUGGAGCCUACGAUCAAGGAAACGGAGCUGCCUUACUCGUGAAACCCAGAAUUUUAAUUCUGUUGGUAUUUUCACAGCCAUGUCUCCAGAUUUUAUCCUUUUGUUUGGCAAAAUUCUGAUGCCACAGCUUGGUUUGAUUGAAAUAAAUAUUCCCUGGAUGUCUCGUCAGGGACUCUGCUGACAGCCCCAGAAAUGCCACCUCCUUCCAGUAGAUUUCAUCUGAGCCUUAUCGACAGCUCACUGUCUUCAGUUUCCUUCUAAAAACAUGAAAGUCCCUGGGAUGGUCCCAAAGACAGGGCCUGCACAUUUUUAUAAUGGCAAGGCAUCUUUUUAAAAAGGUCAGGUUGAAAUAUCUAGGAAUAAUCCUGUAAAGAAGAGGGACCAUUAAAGUGAGCAGAGACAGACUAGGUCAUUACCACACCUGAAGUAGCAAUAGACGUAUACAGUGUAAAUUUGAAAUCCACCCUUUAGUUUAAAAAAAAAUGAGCCUGCGAAGUCCAUUUAUCUGUUCCCAGCCCCAUCAGUCACCCAUCCAAUGUGUUGGCAGAGUAUCGUCUGAGCAGUGUGUGUGAGGAGUAAUAAUGAAAGCAAAAGUAUGUCAGAAAGUUACUUCCAAAUGGUUAGAGGCAUGUGACUUUUAGUACUGUGUGUUAAUGGAAUGUCAGGAAUGGUAUAUUUUAACUGUGUGCAAGAUAAUGUCAGUGUGCACAGAGGGUCUUUUUUUCCUUUUUUGAUUAGUGCUGUUAGUGUUCAAAGAAUAAAAAUGGUUGUUUUACAGUUUAGAUUCCAAGAUAGCAAAAUCUGAUUUUUCAACCAUGACCUGCAUGAGAGAAGCAUCCUAGGAAGUCUUAGCUCAUACUUCUGAGUUCUUAACUUUAAUUUAUAUAGUGUUUUUUUUUAUGUUUUAAUAUUUUUGUGAACUGGUGUAAAUUGUUAAUGCAUAUAAGCUUGUGUAUUUUUGUAAAUAGUUUGUGAUUUAUUUCUUGACCCAUAUGUAAAUAUUUAGAGUCUCAUUUCUUCAAAGCUUAUUUGAAGCUGAGUUGUGGGUUUGGGGUUUUGUUCGUUUGUUCCUUUGUUUGUUUUGGUUGGGGUGGGGGGCGGGGAGAGAAGGGAUUUUGUAUUCUGAUAAUCCAGACGGAGAUAUCUUGUGGUUUAAAGCAAAUGUCCCACUGAAAGCAAUUCAAAUAUCAAGAAAAUUAUUUCAGGUUAAAACACA
Odocoileus virginianus texanus is the source of this 9969-nucleotide messenger RNA. The record is from RefSeq and is a predicted model, not a curated record. Lineage: Eukaryota; Metazoa; Chordata; Mammalia; Artiodactyla; Cervidae.